UGUGCAGGCCUACUUCCAGAAUUGUCAUUGGAUGACCGGAAGUCGGAUGCACUCAAAAUUAUAGAGAAGCUGGAACUUGCAAUCACAGUAUUGAAGAAGAUGAUUAAUUCAAGCUCUUACGACGAACUCCAAAAGAUGCAAGAACACGCACCAAUCGGUUGUAGAGUUAGACGUGGCCGAGAUUGGAUGUGGGCAGAUCAAGACAAUGGAGGUCCUGGAACUGUUGUUGGACAUUUAUACGACGAACUUAGGAAGUACUGGUGUUGGGUUGAAUGGGACAUAGGAGGAGAAAUUAAUGUUUACAGAUGGGAUAUGGAUGGGAAAUGUGACUUGACUAUUGUUGAUGAAGACAGACAACCUGAAGAAGAGGAAAUUUUAAUGGUCGGAUGCAAGGUCGCACCUGGAGAAGGCUAUGAAGGAAACUCCUCCCAUGUGAUUGGAAUUGCCAUAAAAUAUGUAGAUGAUAACAAAAUGCAGGUAAGAUGGAAUGAUGAUGGAUCGAGAGAAAACCUUACUUAUGGAAAAGAUGGAACACCUAAGCAAUUGGUGGUUGCGAUUGACAAAGGAAUUAGGAAGCAAGAUCAUGAAAACUGUAGAAGUGAAGGUGAAAAUCCUAUUGUUUAUGAUGAGUCAGCUCUAAAACAUAAAUCGCUGCCGGCACCUCCUGAAUUCCUUGAAGUUUAUGAUAUAUUAGAGAAUACAGCUAAUGUACGUUGGCAAAAAUGCAGGGAUGACAAGAUGAGCUCAAAUUCAAAAUACGUUGUGACUUAUGCAGAGAAAAAUAAGCCACAAAAGAAAAUACUUGUUGAAGUUGUUGCAGCUGUUUCCUGUAUCUUAGAUGAUCUUAAACCAGCAUCCGAAUAUUCCGUUGAUGUAAGGUUGAUCAGCGAUGAUGGCGAGUCGUUGCCCACAAAUACAUAUUCAUUCAAAACAUUGGAAACAGAUACAGAUGAUACAUGCUACGAAGAUUGGAAACUUACUGAAGAAGAUGCGUCUCGACUUGCAGAAGCAGUAGGAAGGAACUGGCAAAUACUUGGCCCGCCGUUAGGAAUCAGAAACGUGAAACUUCAUCAUAUUUUGGAAAAUAACAUGACCGUGACUUCACGCAUCUAUGAUAUGUUCCUGACGUGGGUUAUGCAAGACGAAGAUAGUACCUUUAGGACUUUAUGUAAAAUUCUGGAGAAAUAUCCUAGUGUUUAUGUCGAUCGAAAAAUCUUGAGUGAAAUGAAACAAGAACACCCAUUAGAAAGUUAUUAGUGUAAAAAGGGAACAAACAACUAAAUAUCGUCCAAAAUCAAACAACAGUUUCUCAUAAUAUUUAUGGUAUGGCUUCAAACCCUUUUCGACAGUAAAUGAUUGUUUUCAUACAAAUAGAUGAUCCAAACAAAAUUUUAUUAUUCAGUUUGAUUAAUUAGGCACUGUUAAAAGUGAUGGCAUUUAUAACUAACUAACUAACUUACUUACUAAUUAACUAACGAACUAACAAACUAACUAACUAACUUACUUACUUACUAACUAUCUAACUAACUAACUAACUAACUAACUAACUAACUAACUAACUAACUAACUAACUAACUAACUAACUAACUAACUAACUAACUAACUAACUUAACUAACUAACUAACUAACUAACUUACUCCUACGUUAUUAUAUCCAUAUUGUUGUUCACUAUUAUACAUAUAAAUGUUAAAAACUAGCACAAAGGCAUCAGGUGGACAAAUAGCACAUACAAGAAACUAUUUAGUCACCCACUUGUUUCACUUGUUUUCACAUCCCAUAACGAUAUAUUGUGCAUUCAAAUUUCUGCUUAUGAUUUAUACAUGUAUGUGAUACUUUGUUAUGCACUCCCAGAAGGUAGCUCUCGGCAACCAUUAAUUGGAAGUGAUAUGACAUUGUUCUGUAGAUUACUAACUUAUAUCCUAGAAAUUGACAUAAAAAAUAUCUAAAUUUAAACAUCUACUUGUUUGAGGAGACAUUAAUGGUUUUACAUUCGAAUUGCCUGAUCUUGUGAAGCACAUUCUUAUUUUUAGGGAUGAUUUUGUUGAAGAUAGUUACCUUCUGAGAAACUCUCUUUCAAAGGUCGUGUUAAUAAUAAUGGAAUACAAAUGCUUGAUAUUUGUAAGCAAAGUGGUAUGAGAAUUUUAAACGAAGACUGUAAGAUGAAAAAAGAAUUUACUUAUGUUGGGAAAACAGGAAAACGUAGUAGAUUAGGUUAUUUCAACACAAAACCUGAUAAAAUUUGCUUAUUCUUUUUUUCUUCAAAACAACCUAAUUUUUUGUCAUAUCAUUGUAAAAUCAGUUUCUAUUUUGCUUAAAACAAACAAGAAUGUUAUAAUGUUAAUACUAGAAAACAGUUAUUUAGACAGAAUUAUAAAUUCAUAUGGAAGAAUGAAUAAUGAAGGCUUUUAAAGCAUGUAAAGAAAGCCUUGGUAGUGACAGUAAUAUUGGUAUAUUAAAUUAUUGGGUAAAUGAUGUUCAGAAUAGUAUUAAUUCAGAUGAUAUUGAUUUAUGUAAAAAAAAAAUGACCGAGAGUUUAGAUGGUGUUGUAUUUCCUUUUUUCAAACAAUAUAUUAAUAGAAGGAGUAAUUUUCUACUCAUAAUAAAUUGUUCCAAAAACUGAAUGUGCUGGGGAAAAUUUUUUUUUAUAGUGUUUAAAAUGUGUUUAGACAGAAUAAAUGGAUGAGAACAGGAAAGCUUUAAGUUGAGCAA
This is a messenger RNA of Ruditapes philippinarum (Manila clam), 2709 nucleotides long. RefSeq lists its product as uncharacterized. Gene Ontology annotation, biological process: signal transduction; protein ubiquitination. The coding region runs from base 100 to 1257 and encodes 385 amino acids. The record is from RefSeq and is a predicted model, not a curated record. Lineage: Eukaryota; Metazoa; Mollusca; Bivalvia; Venerida; Veneridae. The transcript is spliced from 9 exons. Gene Ontology annotation, molecular function: ubiquitin-protein transferase activity; metal ion binding; protein binding.